Molecule: messenger RNA, 348 nt
Organism: Exaiptasia diaphana
Lineage: Eukaryota; Metazoa; Cnidaria; Anthozoa; Actiniaria; Aiptasiidae
Product: TATA-binding protein-associated factor 172
Exons: 4
Molecular function (GO): ATP hydrolysis activity; TBP-class protein binding; DNA binding
Source: RefSeq, a predicted model, not a curated record
CCAUUACUCGUCCUGACUCCAAACCAUCCCGAGUACGAGAAGAUAAUGCAGCAACUACACGACACAAAGGGAUCAAUCAGAGAUAUACAACAUGCUGCUAAACUAGUAGCGUUAAAACAACUACUGUUAGACUGCGGCAUUGGGGUUACUACCGCUGGRUCUGGUGAUCUUGGAUCAGAGCCCGUCGUCUCACAGCACCGCGUGUUAUUGUUCUGUCAAAUGAAGAGUAUGCUGGACAUUGUUGAAAAGGAUCUACUCAAAGGUCACAUGCCUAGUGURACGUAUUUACGUCUGGAUGGCUCAACACCCGCUGGAUCGAGACAUUCAAUCGUUCACAGAUUCAAUAAC